This is a messenger RNA of Vanderwaltozyma polyspora DSM 70294, 2142 nucleotides long. It is a transcript of the gene NOC2, whose product is annotated as mRNA-binding ribosome synthesis protein NOC2. The transcript has a single exon. Gene Ontology annotation, biological process: ribosomal large subunit biogenesis. The coding region runs from base 1 to 2142 and encodes 713 amino acids. The record is from RefSeq and is a predicted model, not a curated record. Lineage: Eukaryota; Fungi; Ascomycota; Saccharomycetes; Saccharomycetales; Saccharomycetaceae. Gene Ontology annotation, cellular component: Noc2p-Noc3p complex; nucleoplasm; Noc1p-Noc2p complex.
AUGGGUAAAAUUACCAAAUCAAAGAAGCUUGAAUCUAAGAGUAUCAAACAUGAUGCAAAGAAAUCGAAGAUUCAUAAGAAACCAACAAAAGGUAAGGUUACUGAUGAUGAAGAUUUAGGAAAUAUGCCUGUUGAAGAAUUUUUCAAUGGUGGUUUUGAAGGUAAAGAUGAUAAAAAAAUGGGCAAGAAGCACAAGAACAAGAACAAGAACAAGAACAAGAAUAAGAAACAAAUAGUUGAAGAGGAUGCUGAAAGUUCCUCUUCUUCUGAAGACGAAGCUGUUGAUAUGGAAGCUAACAUGGCUGCCUUAUCAGAACAGGAUCCAGAAUUUUACAAGUUUUUAAAGGAUAAUGAUAAAGACCUUUUGGAUUUCACUGCAUCAAACCCGCUAGAUGCAAUUAGUGGUUCUGAUAAUGACGAUAAUGAUCAAGAUGCUGAUCAGCAUGAAGAAGAAGACACUAGCAAUAAAGUUGAUGAAAAUAAAGAUGAACCAGCAAUGGAAAAAGCUGAAGAAAAAAUUGAUUUGACCUUGAAGUUGGUAUUGAAAUGGAAAAAAUCAUUAAAAGAAGAGCCAACUUUGAAAUUGAUUAGAAAUGUUGUUACAGCUUUUAAAGUAGCUGUUAAUUUGAACAAAGAAGAAAAUAUUGCAGAAUAUAAAUAUACUGUUACAGAUGAAAAGGCCUUCCAUGAAUUAAUGUUCUUAUGUUUAAAGGGUCUACCUCAAGCUAUUCAAAAAUUGGCACCAUAUAAAAUGAAAAAGAAUGUUAGAAUUUUACAAACUGGUAAAACUGUAACCAAAUUGUCAUCUAUUUUAAAAUCUCAUGCUGCUUCCCUUUUGACUUUAUUGAAUGAUAUCACAAAUACAGAAACCGCUGCAUUGGUUCUUUACUCAGUCGAUCAAUUGUUACCAUUCUUUCUAUCACACAGAAGAUUAUUGAAAGAGAUGAUAAAGGCAAUUGUUGAAAUUUGGGCUACUACAAGAGAUGUUGAAACACAAAUUGCUACAUUUGCAUUACUCCACAGUUCUUCAAAAGAAUUCAAGAAAUCUAUCUUAGAAUUAGUUUUAAGAGCAACAUAUUCUACAUUUGUUAAAAGUUGUCGUAAAACUAAUAUGCGUACAAUGCCAUUAAUUAAUUUCCAAAAAAAUUCGGCGGCAGAAUUAUUUGCUAUCGAUGAAGUCUUGAGUUAUCAAGUAGGUUUCGAAUAUAUCAGACAACUGGCUAUUCAAUUAAGAAAUGCCAUGACUACAACAACAAAAAAAUCCUAUAAAGUCAACUCAGCAGAUGCUUACAAGUUGGUUUACAAUUGGCAAUUUUGUCAUUCUUUGGAUUUCUGGUCUCGUGUACUAUCCUUUUCUUGUAAUUCCAUGAAGAAAAAUGCUGCAAGUUCACCAUUGAGUCAAUUAGUUUAUCCAUUAGUCCAAGUUACAAUUGGUGUAAUUAGAUUGAAUCCAACUCCACAAUAUUUCCCAUUGAGAUUUUAUUUGAUAAGGUCAUUAAUUAGAUUGUCUCAAAACACAAGUGUCAUGGUUCCAGUUUACCCAUUGUUAUCUGAAAUAUUAAACUCCACUGCAUUUACCAAGAGCCCAAAAAAGAAAGAGAACUUAGAAGCCUUUGAUUUUGAUCAUAACAUUAAAUGUAAUCAAGCUUACUUAAAUACAAGAGCUUAUCAAGAAGGUUUAUCGGAACAAUUUGUUGAUUUGAUAUCUGAGUAUUUUGUUUUGUACUGUAAAGAUAUAUCAUUCCCUGAAUUUAGUACUCCUGCAAUUAUUGGUUUACGUCGUUAUAUGAAAGCUUCUAAGAAUAUUAAAUUUAACAAACAAUUAUCUAAUGUCGUUGAAAAAUUGACUAAAAAUAGUGAUUACAUUGAUGAACAAAGAUCCACUGCCGACUUCUCCCCAAUUCAAAGAGAAGAAGUUAUGAAUUUCUUAAGAGAGGUAACAUGGUCUAAAACUCCUUUAGGAUCAUAUGUCACUGUACAAAGAGAAGUUAAAGAAGAAAGGGCAAGAUUGAUGAGAGAAAGUUUGGAAGAAGAAGAUAGAGAUAAGGAAGAACAAAAACUAAAGGAAAUGGUUGUAGAGGAUGAAAUUGACGAAGCUGAUGAAGAUGAUGAAGAUGAUGAAGACGUCGAUAUGUCAGACUAA